AUGAGCUCUGGAAAUGCGAGUGCCCCCGACACACGGAGAGCAUCAACAGCCGCCGACACCUCAUUAGCGGCCGCCUUCAUUAAUUCUGCCGGCCCCGCGCUGACCCCGCGGGGCGCAGGUGGAGCCCGGGCGGCCCCGGGAGGCGGCGGGACCGGCUCCGGUUGCCGCGGCAACGCGGGGGAUGCGCCGGAGCCCGGGCGGCUCCUCGGGGGUCCCCGAGCUGCGACCGAGAGCCCCGAGCGCAUCGCCGGUGGUCGGGGUGGAUCCAGCCAGGAUUACCGGAUCCCCCGGGGCUACCGGAUCCCCCGGGGCUACCGGAUCCAGCCAGGAUUACCGGAUCCCCCGGGGUUACCGGAUCCAGCCAGGAUUACCGGAUCCAGCCAGGAUUACCGGAUCCACCGGGAUUACCGGAUCCCCCGGGGUUACCGGAUCCCCCGGGGUUACCGGAUCCCCCCGGGUUACCGGAUCCCCCCGGGAUUACCGGAUCCAGCCAGGAUUACCGGAUCCACCGGGAUUACCGGAACCACCGGGGUUACCGGAUCCAGCCAGGAUUACCGGAUCCACCGGGAUUACCGGAACCACCGGGGUUACCGGAUCCCCCGGGAUUACCGGAUCCACCGGGGGUUACCGGAUCCAGCCAGGAUUACCGGAUCCAGCCAGGAUUACCGGAUCCACUGGGGUUACCGGAUUCCCCAGAAUUACCGGAUCCACCUGUGGUUGCCGAAUCCCCCGGGGUUACCGGAUCCACUGGGAUUACCGGAUCCACCUGGAUUACCGGAUCCCCCGGGGGUUACCGGAUCCAGCCAGGAUUACCGGAUCCCCCGGGGUUACUGGAUCCCCCCGGGAUUACGGGAUCCACCGGGAUUACCGGAUCCCCCCGUGAUUACCGGAUCCUGCCAGGAUUACCGGAUCCCCUGGGGCCCCGGGCAGCUCCUGGCACGGGAUUUGUCCCUCCUGGAGCUCCGGGAAUUCAGCACGCCAGCCCCGGAGCCGGACCUGGAGGAUUGCGGCUUCGGCUGCCGGGGAACGUCCCCGCAGGAGAGCCUGUCCUCCAUGUCCCCCAUCAGCAGCCUGCCGACGCUCUUCGAUCAGACCGUGUCGUGCAGCAGCAGCGGGCAGCUGGACAACGUCCCCCAGGCCACCCCCAACAUCGAGCAGCUCCUGGAGAAGCAGGGCAACGGCGAGGCAGGGGUUAACAUUGUGGAGAUGCUGAAGGCGCUGCACUCGCUGCAGAAGGAGAACCAGCGGCUGCAGGAGCAGAUCAUGACGCUGACGGCCAAGAAGGAGCGGCUGCAGCUGCUCAAUGUCCAGCUGUCCGUCCCCUUCCCCGUGGUCACCAGCAGCAACGGGCCCGGCAGCCAGGGACAGUACAUCCUGCCCGCCGCCUGCACCGGCGACUCCCUGAGCAUCAGCAAGAGCCCCCCGUGCAAGAACAGCUUCGGCAUCGAGAACUCGCUCUCCACGUCCUCCGAGGACCCUCACUCGGGCUGUCCCAGCAGGAGCAGCUCCUCCCUGUCCUUCCACAGCACGCCCCCUCCCCUGCCCAUGCUGCAGCCCAGCCCCGCCUCGCUGCCGCUGCCGGGGGCGCAGCAGGUGAACGGGCUGGCCAGGGCGGCGGGCGGGGGGCUGGCCGGCGGCUCCGGGGCCGUGCCCGGGGUGGACAGCCUGCUGGGCAGCCUGGGAGCGCAGCAGAUGCCCCUCAACGGGAUCCUGGGCGGCCUGAACGGAGCGCAGCCCCCUCCGCCCGCCCUGCAGCUCUCCGGCAGCCUGAGCAGCGUGGCCAGCCUGAGUCCCCUGACGGAGCAGCAGCGGCACGUCCUGCAGCAGCACGAGCAGCAGCUGCAGCAGCUGCAGCAGCUCCUGACGUCCCAGCCCCUUAACCCGGAGCAGCAGGCUCUGGUGUUCCAGAUGAUGCAGCAGAUCCAGCAGAAGCGGGAGCUGCAGCGGCUGCAGAUGUCGGGCUCGUCCCAGCUGGCCAUGAGCGGGCUGCUGGCGGCCACCUCGGCGCCGCUGCACUCCAGCCCCGGCGCGCUGCUGACCUCGGCGGCGCCCAGCGGCGGCUCGCUGCUGGCCUCGCUGUCCCCGCAGCAGCUGAACCCCGGCGGGGCGCUGCUCGCCCCCCAGGCCACCCCCCCGCUGGGCUCGGGCUCGGCCAUGGCGCAGCCCAACCCCUUCCUCAGCCUGCAGCCCGACGGAGGCGCCCCCAAAGCAGCGCCCCUGGGUGACAAGGGCGCUCCCCUGGCGCAGGACAAGGGCUAAGAGACCCCCCCUGCCCGAGCCCGCAGCCAACUCCUGCCCCGGG
Molecule: messenger RNA, 2302 nt
Organism: Oenanthe melanoleuca
Lineage: Eukaryota; Metazoa; Chordata; Aves; Passeriformes; Muscicapidae
Gene: MLLT6
Product: MLLT6, PHD finger containing
Exons: 10
Coding region: 1-2259 (752 amino acids)
Source: RefSeq, a predicted model, not a curated record